AUGUUAAAACAUGAUCGAUGGUAUUCGUCUGCGCUGCCUAUGCAAUAUCAUACCAAUGUGCGAAAUAUCGUUGUUGUCGUUUUAAGUGGGUCCGUUAAAAACGAUCCUCCGACCGGCAACGCGAUAAAUAUCCGGUGUAAAACCGCAUUAGCGUGUGCCAUUAUACGAGUAGUUAUUCACACACGUGUAUAAUUGUGCAGUGUGUGUGUGUGUGCGCGCGCGCGUACGUGUGCGUAUUUAUAUAAUAUAUUAUAUUAUAUUAUAUUUAUAUUGUAUGUACGCGCGAGUAUGGAGUUCGAUUGACAAUCUCAUUUUCGUACGAGGCCCGAGGCGACUGUCCAUUUCAAGGUCUGCACUCUCUGCACACUCCGUCCGCUCACCGCGUUAAAAAAAAAAAAUAAAAUUAAAAAAUAAAAAAUAAAUCUCGUUCCGCAGCAGCAGCUCUUCGCACAGGCAGCCUUUCAUUCCACAUUCUAAUGAACCCGGCCGGCGGACGCGUGUCGAUCCAACGCUCAGCGGCGCGUACUUGCACCUAUUAUUAAUAAUAUACUACGAGCGCUCGUGUAAAUAAUAAUAAUAAUAAUAAUAAUACUGUAUAUAAUAACAAUAUUAUCGUGUGUGUGUAUAGUAUAAUAUAAUAUAAGGCGCGCACACGUGUGUGUACCGUCGCAGUCGUCGCGAUCGUCGUCGUCGGAGCAGUCAUCACUCGUAGUGGUAUUAUACCAGUUGUAGUAGUAGUAGUGUGGUGUCGGUCAACGGGCAUCCAACACGGCCGUCGUGUAUAUUAAUAUUAUUAUUGUUGUCGUACACUCGUUGGUCGGGUCCGUCCGAACGUCGUUUCCGAGUAGGUACCUAACUUACCAACGUUCAAGUCUAAAAUUCGCCGUUCCGCCCGCAAACCGUUUUCAGUAUUAUAAACAAAUAAUAUUAUGGCGGACGUACCCCGCCGUACGACAUGAAAUCGACGUCGCAUCCGGAAUACCUCUCAUCUACACGACCGGUCAGAGAUAAGUUAUGAUACCAGUUUUAUGAUAUCCGACAGAUACAAGCACGUCCUGAGUCUCGGCCCGGUUUUCGCCGACCAAUAACACUAAAAUGGUGGUAGAUCAUAGUGGAUCCAACAGUCCAGACACGAAAUUCAAUAAUGGCAGGGUAAAAAACCAAGAAACUAUCGAUCUCAAAAUCAAAAGCGGGACGUUAGACAGAUACGAAAAAAAAUUAGACGCCGUCGAAAAUGGUUCGUUUCCCCCCACCAAGGAGGUGGCAGAUUUCGAACAAGCUAUUGAACUCACUGGUUAUGGAAAAUUCCAUUAUUUACUGUUGGUCGUGUGUGGUUUUGUUAGCACCAGUGAGGAAAUGGAUGUUAUAUGCAUGUCAUUCAUAUUACCAUCAGCCCAAUGUGAUCUUAAGCUAAAUACGUCUUCCAAAGGAUGGCUAAAUUCAAUUAUAUUCAUUGGUAUGAUGGCUGGUGCAUACAUUUGGGGGUCGUUAGCUGAUGCAUUGGGUCGUCGUAAAGUAUUAAUUGUUAUCAGUUUUAUGAACGCCCUGUGUAUUGUAGCAUCCACUUUUGCACAGUCUUACGGUGUAUUCAUGUUCUUUAGAUUUUUAAACGGAGCUGCAUUGGGUGGCAGCGGCCCAGUAAUAUGGUCAUACUUUGCCGAAUUCCAGCCUAAGAACAAACGUGGUUCAAUGUUGAGUUCGAUGGCAGCAUUUUGGACACUCGGAAAUUUGUUUGUAGCAUCGUUGGCAUGGAUCAUCAUACCACAAGAUAUUGGCUACAGGUCUCCUACGUUUUUAUACAAUUCUUGGAGAAUAUUUUUGGCCAUAUGCUCCAUUCCUAGCGUACUUGUUGCUGUGUUCCUGUUUUUUUUACCAGAGAGUCCAAAGUUUCUAUUGACCCGUAACGAUCACAAAAAAGCAUUAGAAGUAUUCAAGCAAAUAUAUGCUACCAAUACAGGAAAUGAUCCAGAAAUGUACCCAGUUAAAUCAUUGGUAACCAAGUCUAAUGCUAUUGAACAUGACACUAAAAAAACUACUUCUUUUAAAAGUAUGACUGAAGAAGUAGCUCAUAAUACUAAGAUGAUAUUUAUGCAGCCAAUAUUAAAGUACACGUGGAUAUCUAUAGUGAUCAACCUCAGUUUUCAUAUUGGUUAUUAUGGUCUCAUGAUGUGGUUCCCAGAGCUAUUUAAUAGAUUUGAUGAAUAUGCUCGAGCCCAUAAUGGUAGUGAACAAGCACUCGUGUGUGAAGUGACUGAAUUUGUAGUUAAAACAGGAUCACACUCUCAUGUGGACUUAUGUUCAGACAAAAUCGAAAGCGGCGUUUUCCUUGAAUCAUUUAUUACAGUGGCAGCUGCUAUUCCUAGCAAUAUAUUUGCAGUGUUAGGAAUGGACACAUUGGGCAGAAAAUUCUUUUUAGUAUUCAGUACAAUGGCAUCUGGAAUAUGUGCUGUUGGCUUGUCACUUAUCACUAGUAAAAGACAAAAUUUAAUAGUAUCUGCUAUUUUUAGUAGUGCUAUUAGUUGCGGUAAUGCUGCUUUGGAUUGUUUAAUCACAGAAAUUUUUCCUACAAAUUUAAGAGCUACUGGAAUGGCCAUAUCUAUGGUAGCUGCCAGACUGGGAGGUAUUAUUGGAAAUAUUGUUAUCGCUGCGCUGCUAGAUCUCUAUUGUCCAUUACCUACUUACAUUGUAGCUGUGCUCCUGAUAGGCGGAGGGCUUUUGUGCCUAUUGUUGCCUAACACCACGAGAGAACCAUUAACGUGACCUAUUUAUGGAAAAGAUUAUAUAAUAAACAGAUUUAAGUCUAUCAUUAUUAUUUUAUUUUCAUUUAUUGACAUGACAUUUUGUUAGUUUUAAAGCCUUUAUAGACACAUAAUUUGCACACUUAUCUAUAUAUAUGAAAAAAAAAAUUCUUUCAAUAUGAUUGUAUUAAUUUGUUGUUUACUGUAUAAUAUGUAUAAUAUGUGUAUGCUAGUACACAUAUGUUUGUAUAGAUAUUUUCCAGACAAAAUUUCUAAUAUACUAUUGUUUAUUUUAUUUAAUUAUUAUUAUUAUAAUUUUUUUUUUUUACUGUGAAUUUCUUGUGAAUAUACUGUUAACCUUAAUAUUUUAGAUUCCGGUAUUUAGUUAAGUUACUUUAUAACUAUAGUGUUAAAAUUACAUAUAUACAAACUAGAUGCUAUUCUUAAUUUUUUUUUAUGUUUGUUUAGUCAUAAUUAAAAGUUUUAUGCAAACCAAAUAAAAGUAUAAACAGUUA
This is a messenger RNA of Metopolophium dirhodum (rose-grain aphid), 3253 nucleotides long. Its product is annotated as synaptic vesicle glycoprotein 2B. Bases 1096 to 2760 code for a protein of 554 amino acids. Gene Ontology annotation, cellular component: membrane. Gene Ontology annotation, molecular function: transmembrane transporter activity. The transcript has 14 exons. The record is from RefSeq and is a predicted model, not a curated record. Gene Ontology annotation, biological process: transmembrane transport. NCBI's taxonomy places the organism in Eukaryota, Metazoa, Arthropoda, Insecta, Hemiptera, Aphididae.